ACAGUGCAAAAAAGCACAUAAGAAAGUGAUGAAAUUUAUAGACCGAAAGGAAGUAUCGUUGAGACUAUAGAUGUGAUGAUUAAGAUUUUUGUUACCCUUGUGUAUGUCGUUGAGCUUAUUUCUUGUUAUGGUCAGCAUUGUUUCAAGAUCUUCCUUGAUUGAUAUAUCCGUUUCCAUGUCAGCCUUUACAUUUCCUUCCUUUUGUGGUGACUUGUAAAUAAUUUCUUCAGGACUUGAGCUUUAUUAAGGUGACUUGUAAGUAAUGUUGACUCCCACGAUCUCCCAAUUGAUGUUUCCCGUGAUAUUCUUCAAAAAACACUUGCUGCUAGUGUAAUAGAAAUACGAAGAAUGAUACAAACCAAAUAAAGACAAACGAAACUUUCGAAGUGAUGAACUCCUUACGCUUCACGAAACCACAAUCUAUUAAUUUAUUCAAUACACUACCAAUCUAGUAAACUGAAUCAUAGCAUGAGGAGAACGUAACAUGCAAGAGGCAGGACAUGUCAACCACAAAGACUUAACAUCAUAUGGUCUCUUAAAUUUGGUGAUAUGAGUAAUGUUUUACCUCUUUCUCGUGAUCGUCAAUGUGUCUGAACCCAAUCUAAAAUCAAAAAGAAAGUAUAUUAGUGCAUAUAAAAGAAAAUAGGCGAAAGACUGGAACCGAAGGGUUGACGUGUAAUACCUUAAUCGCUUGUUCAAUUGUUAACAGAACCAAGGCGCUGGUUCGAAGACCUAACAAAGCUAACUUGGCACCAAUGCUAUUCCAUGGCAAAAUCUAGAUUCAGAAGUGUGAUAGGUAACAUAAAUACAUUUUUAAAACAUCUUCCUCCAAAUUCAAACCUUAUGUCUCUAGAUCUGAACCUUCUUCUUUCAGCUAGGGUGCUUCUUCCUCUUUCUUUGAUGGAUCGUAUGGUAACCCAAGCCAAGUCUCCCCAUCACUCCGAUCAGUGUUCUCCCCGAGAAUUUGUGAAAUUAUUACUCUGAUUUGAUUCAGGCGUUCACAGCUUCGAGUAGAAAUCUAGCGACACUGCUUAGGAGGCUCAAUCUAGACCGGGACUCUAUUCUGCUUAGCACCGCAUGUGAAAGAGGAAGACGACGGUCUUCUUGUUGGUCUUGCGGUCGCUGGAGAUUGAAGCGUUUCCUUUGGGUUCCAUCGGGAUGAUUGUUUGAGAGAAGCUUUUCAAUUUUAAUCGAGACACAAGCUAAGAGAAGAGAUUUAUAAAUAGACAAAGGGAGAGGAAGGUGAAAAGGAUCCAUUGAAUGAGUUCAAGCAAAGUUUGAUUAGAGAGGUGAAGGUAUGCGAUGAAACCGAUUUAGAGAGAAGAGUAAUGCAAGAUGUGGAAGUCGAAAGGUAAAAGAAAAACGACGGAAAGAGAGAAUGAGUUGCAAGGAAAAGAAGCACAAAACAAAAUAAGAAAAUAUAAAAAAAGAAGCCCAAAACAAAACUCUAAGCCCAAAGAUGACAUGGAUGAUUGCUGAAAUAUUAGUGGUUGAUUUUCUGAUCUGAUGUGGCAUAGGUAAGAAUGCUUCUUAUUCUCCUUUUAAUAGUGUUAGAUAGUAAUAGUUUUUUUAUUUGUGAGAUGAUUAAUUAUGAUAAAAACUUUCAACAAGAUGUUAAGAAUCCAAUUUUUUAAGAAAUCCUGUAAGUUUCACAGCUAAACAUUUGCUAGCGAUCACAUUGUCAUUGGCCAAUGCUGGCCACGCAUCUCUAACAUUAGUUAAAUAAUCAUUUUGGCUAGUUACACGUAACAGAGUUAAUUCUCCCUUCUAUAUAUUGCGUAUGUUUAACAUUCAUUCAUCAAUGAAGAAUCAUUUCCCCUUAACUAUUUUCUUAUGUUAUUAUCUUUUCGUCUCUCUUUUACUUGGAUCGAAAUUUAUCUUCUCAAUACUUUCCUCUAUCGUUUUUAAGCUUUGGAAAACAUAUACAAACUUGAUAUCUUUCACAUUAUCAUAUGUACUCCCCUACAAUGGCUGUACCUCUUCAAACGAAGUGCACUCUAAGUCCCAUCACAAACAACAUACCAAGAAGCCAUUGUCCGUCGCUUCUCCGUGCACGUGUUACGUGCUCUCUUAUCCCCGCCAAGAAGUCUCAUCCUAACCGUGAGAAGCUCGUUCUUGAGAAACGCCUUGUGAACCCUCCUCCCUCCAACGACCCAACUCUACAAUCUACACUGACCCACCGGUUAUGGGUCGGAGCGGGUUGCACCACCGUGUUUGCCUCUUUUGCCAAGUCUAUUAUUGGAGGGUUUGGUUCUCAUAUCUUGCUCGAACCAGCUUUAGCCGGUUACGCAGGUUACAUCUUAGCUGAUCUUGGCUCUGGUCUAUACCACUGGGCCAUCGAUAACUACGGUGAUGAGUCAACGCCUCUCGUAGGAACCCAAAUCGAAGCUGCACGAGGUCACCACAAAUGGCCUUGGAUAAUCACCAUACGUCAAUUUGCAAAUAAUUCACACGCUCUGGCUCGUGGAAUAACCUUUACGGUUCUUCCACUAGUUCUUGCAUGUAAUGACCCGGUGGUUCAUGGCUUUGUGAGCAUGUUUGCAUUUUGCAUAUUGUUUUGCCAACAAUGUCAUGCUUGGGCUCAUGAAAGAAAGAGUAAGCUUCCACCUCUUGUUGUGGCGUUUCAGGACAUGGGGCUUCUCCUUUCACGAAGACAGCACGUGAAUCAUCACCGCCACCACCGUACGUAUAUGAGUUACUGCAUAGUGAGUGGGGUAUGGAACAAUGUUUUGGAUGACAAUAAGAUCUUUGAGGCAUUAGAAAAGGUGUUAUAUGUCCAGUUCGGGGUGAAACCUAGGUCAUGGAGCGACCCAAACUCCGAAUGAACAUAGAAUUUGAUAUCUCCAACAACCUAGCAUAUACAUUAAUCAUCCAGAAAAAUAUUUGAUACAAUUUCUUAAAUAAGUAAAUCAUUAAACGAUAUAUUCUCCAUCUUUUGUUUUAUCUUAUUUCUCAUCUUGUAAUAAUGUUCUUGUAUUGUCUCAUAUAAAGGUGAUGAUUGGUAAGUGCUGUAGCUUUAUAUUUUUUGCUGUAGAAUUUAAUCUGUAGAUUUAUUUGCUGUAGCUUUCUUUGUUGUAGAUUUCUAAAGCACUAAUUUUUUGCUCUGGAAAUAAAGCUCUCUACAGCCAUAUUUUGAUUUUGCAGAGAUUUUUUUGCUGUGAGUUUUUUAAGGAAAGCAAAGCUCGAUUGGUUGAGAUAUAUAGCUGUAGACUAAAUUUUAGCUGUCCAGAGCAUCUACAGCCUCAACCAAUCAUCCCCAAAGUCUCGAAUACCUCUUUUGUUUCUCUAUUUGGAAAGCAUUUUCCCACAAGCUUAAUGGGAACAUAGAACAUGGUGUUUUGCUGGAAAAGUAAAUAAAUAAAUAAACCAACCAAUGAAAAAUUCCUAAAUUUACAGCUUCUUCAAAAAUUAAAGCAAUAAUGUGGUUAAUACAUUUACAGUCAUCUUUUAUUUAUUCUACUGUAAGUCAAGACGCCAAACUGCACACUUUUACUAUUAGGAAAAUAUAUUAAAAUUGUAUAAUUUUAACUUGUAAUUCCAUAAGAAAAUGUGAUGCGAUUGAUUAAUUAUGUUCCCUAGUUCAGUAAAUACAACUAUGACUUUCGAAUAAAAAGGGCACACUUAAAUAAUUAAUGAAAUCUAAUCUUAUAACCAUCUCAUGUAUAUUAAUAGAGAAACAUUUGAAAAAUUGUAACAUUGAGUUUGUAUUAAUUAAAAAAAGGUUUUGCUUAAAUAUUACUUAAUUAUGAUGUCAAUUUAGUUUACAUAGCAAUAUAAGAAUUAAUUAAAAAAUUAAUAAGUACAAAAUCCAAUUGUUAGAAAAACUUAUAUUAACCCAAACAUAAAUGUAUAUGAGAUGAUAAACUUAAUAUUCAGCGAUCUCAUUAAAUGAAUUUUUUUUUAAAAUGGCUCAAGGUUGAUUUAUAUUGUGAUCCAACAUGAUAUGUUUUUUCUAAAAGUGUAAGAUAUACUCUUAGUAUUUAUUACUUGGACAACAGUUUAAAUCAAAGUUUGAUAUAUAUUAUGGUCUAAGUAUUGCAUGCUUUUGCUAUAAAUCGGAAAGUAAUGAUUUUUUUAAUUGUUGUUUUUUUAUUAAUAACAAAGAGACACAUCUAUUCAAAACUAUUUUCUUAAUAAAAGAA
This is a messenger RNA of Brassica rapa (field mustard), 4142 nucleotides long. Its product is annotated as fatty acid desaturase 4, chloroplastic-like. NCBI's taxonomy places the organism in Eukaryota, Viridiplantae, Streptophyta, Magnoliopsida, Brassicales, Brassicaceae. The record is from RefSeq and is a predicted model, not a curated record.